This is a messenger RNA of Cydia strobilella, 1282 nucleotides long. RefSeq names its product NADH dehydrogenase [ubiquinone] 1 alpha subcomplex subunit 13 (gene ND-B16.6). Bases 60 to 518 code for a protein of 152 amino acids. Lineage: Eukaryota; Metazoa; Arthropoda; Insecta; Lepidoptera; Tortricidae. The transcript is spliced from 3 exons. The record is from RefSeq and is a predicted model, not a curated record.
CAAAAGCAGUCAGUUGUCAGUUACUCAGUACACAGUACAGUUCAGUGAACGAACACAAAAUGUCCUGCAAUGCAGUGGCCAGGAAACAGGAUCUGCCUCCUCCAGGGGGCUACAAGCCCAUCCCCUUCAAGAGGAUCCCGGCUAAGCAAUUCUUCAGCGGAUAUGCUAUGUUUGCUGGCUUCAUCGGCAUGACCACCGGCGCCCUCUACCUGCACUACCUGAACUACAAGUGGGUGAAGAAGCACGAGAUCGAGAUGCGCUCAGCGAAGAUGGCCAUCUACCCGAUGCUGCUCGCUGAGCGUGACCGCGAGUACUUGAAGCAGCUGCGCAGGAACAGGGACGCUGAGGCGGAGCUGAUGAAAGAUGUGCCUGGAUGGGAGGUCGGCACUUACUACGGCGAGAAGGUGUACAAGCUUCUGCCCCCGGACACGCUUGUAGAACCCAUCUUCCAUGAGUACUACGCCCACACUGACCCCAUCGCUUGGUACCAGCGCGCCUACAUCAAGCUAAUGAGCUAAGCGGACCACUGUUCACAUAUUUGGGGGCUUUGGACUGAAAAUAUGUGCCAUUCUCAACCAAAAGGGUACUUAUUGUCGGUUCACAAUAAGCCGGUAUUUCCAUUAGAUUCAAUUUGAAAUCAACCUUAUCGACAAUGUGGUACCUUUUGGUUGAAAACGUCGCAUAUGUUAGCUUUUAAGAUCUGUUUUUAUAUCCCAGACACUAAAAUGAGGUGUAUUCACAUUUGUCCCGGACGAGGAUGGGAAUAGGUUCAUAUGAAUCAUUCCCAUUUGUCCUUGCCUCAUGUGGGUGUCAGCGAGGACAAAUACAUGACAAAUGACAGUUUUUUUUAAUACCACAUUAGUGACAAACAAGCAAAGACCUGAUGAUAAAGAUCGCCGUGGCCUAUAAACUUUUGCAAUUUCCUGACACAUGCGCGUUGUCAACCCUUUUUUGAAGUCAUGUCCCUCGAGAAAACCUCGGCAUGGAGCUCAUUCCACAGCCUGAGCGUCCGCGGAAUGAAAUUCCCAAUCUGUCAUGUCAAAAGUAUACCAUUUGUACAAAACAUAAUCAAACUAUGGGUUUAGUCUUUGGGAUAUUAAAAACGGAGCUUAAUAACAUAACUAUUCUAAAUAUAUGUAAUUAAUCAUGGUCCAUGUUAUAUCAGAGAAAGUAAUGGAGUUAGUUCAAAUGGAUGAGGAUGUAAAUUGACUGCCACUGAUUUCCGUUUGUAAAACUAUUUUAUUUUAGCUGUUAAUUUACAAAUAAAUCAAUAUAAGCAGUC